Messenger RNA from Rhipicephalus microplus (southern cattle tick), 1950 nucleotides. RefSeq names its product DNA damage inducible 1 homolog rngo (gene rngo). Gene Ontology annotation, biological process: proteolysis. The record is from RefSeq and is a predicted model, not a curated record. Lineage: Eukaryota; Metazoa; Arthropoda; Arachnida; Ixodida; Ixodidae. Gene Ontology annotation, molecular function: protein binding; aspartic-type endopeptidase activity.
GAGCACAGCAGCCGGCUGGCAGGGUCAUCGGCAUCUGCUGCUGGGGCAGGCCGUGCGAAGUUCACCGACGCCCUCACGUAGUCAGAGGUGUUAGCGUGCCGCCGCAAUGAAGCUUACGGUGACGACGCUUUCGGGCGAGCUGUACAUGCUCGACGUGGGCGCCGAGAUGGAACUGGAGGGGCUGAAGGCGCUCUGCGAGUUCGAGUCCGGCGUUCCCGCCCGGGAGAUGGUGCUCAUGCACGAAGGCCGCCCUCUGCUCGACGAAAAGCGCUCGCUCAAGUCGCACGCCAUCAAGGAGGGAGACGUGCUGCUCAUUCAGCACCUCGUGCCCCCGACCAACGCGUCCACCAGCUCCGGUGCCGGGCCGCCGCUGACGACGCUAGAUUUCAGUCGUAUCCCUGUCCCGGCCGGCGGCCAAAGCUCAGGGACUGAUAUGAGCCUGGGCCCACGUGGGGCCGAGGAAGAAGAGCCGGCCUUCAUCCGAGAUAUGAUUCUCAAAAGCCCAGACCAGCUUGCCCUUCUGAAGCACAACAACCCACAGCUGGCCGAUGCACUGCUGUCAGGCGACCUGGACCUGUUUACACGAGUGCUUCGGGAGCAGCAGAAAGAGAAAUCUGACCGGGACAGGCAGCGUAUUCGUAUGAUGAAUGCCGACCCCUUUGACCCCGAGACACAGCGGCUCAUUGCAGAAGAAAUCAGGCAACAGAACAUAGAUUCCAACAUGGAGGCUGCCAUGGAGUAUCACCCCGAGAGCUUUGGCCAAGUGGUAAUGCUGUACAUCAACUGCCGAGUCAACGGUCACCCUGUCAAGGCCUUCAUUGACUCAGGUGCACAAACGACCAUCAUGAGCCAGGCAUGUGCCGAGCGGUGUGCCAUCAUGCGACUGGUGGACCCCAGGUGGGCAGGUGUGGCCAAAGGAGUGGGCACUCAGCGCAUCAUUGGUCGCAUUCACCUUGUGCAGAUUGAGAUUGAAGGUGUGUUCCUGACAUCGUCCUUCUCGGUGUUGGAGGAGCAGCCCAUGGACAUGCUCCUCGGCCUUGACAUGCUCAAGAGGCACCAGUGCCUGAUUGACCUGAAGCGCAAUGUGCUGGUGAUGGGCACGACGGGCACCGAGACGCCCUUUCUGGGAGAAGGGGAGCUUCCCGAGUGUGCACGGCUGCAGAUGCUGGGAGCCUCGCAGAGCGGCUCUACCCUGGGCAGCGAGGCGUCCUCGAGGGCCGGUGAGGAGUUUCCGGCUGACACAAUAGACCGGCUGGUUGCCAUGGGCUUUGAGAGGGCCAAAGUGGUUGCUGCCCUGAGGCAGGCCAGUGGGAAUAGUGACCAGGCCUUGGCAGCACUGCUGGCACAAAGCCUUCAGGGACCAUAGACCUCGUGUGGACACUCGGUCUCCGGCAGUCAGAGGCUUGCCGUGAUGAUUGUCGUUACAGGAGUGGGAUGUGACCUCUUCAAGCCUUUCCCAAUGUGUGUGAGAGACUAAAUGUGCAAGGUUUGGGUGAUUUCUCAAGUGCCACCUUGGUAUAAUUGUUGCCAGUGGUCUUUGACCUAUAGCCAUCUUCACAAUGGCUGUUAUGUCAGUCAUUCGGGCAAGUGGUGGCGCAUACUCCUCAGACGCUCCAAGUCACUUGCUCCUGUGAUGGCCUCCCUUUUUAGGUUGAGACACAGCAGUGUUUGUAUGGGUGUGGCCAAAAAUGUGUUGGCAUUGCCUGGCUAGCCACCAACAUUCCACGGCUUUGUUGUAGUGCAGUGGGUGCUUUGGUAGCAGCUUAUUUCGAGGCCAAGCCUGCUCAAGAUCCCUUUAUUUUGCACCAUUACAGAUGUGGGUGCCUGCCUAUUUUUUUACCUUGACUGACAUGCAGUGACUGCUGAAUAUAUAUAAUGCAUUAAAAUAAGUUGCUGCAGGCAAGGAGAGCCAUUUUCUAAAACUCAAUAAAAGUUUUUUUGUGGUCUGCA